AAGACCCUCCGAGUAUUCCUCCGACGCCUCUGCUGGCCUCCGCAUUAGCCCCUCCAUGCGCUGCUAUCCCUAUGAUUGGCUUUGACCCAGCACGAGGCCCCGGGGUUCUUGUCGAGAGUAGUGCCACUGGCCAAUCGUCUUGGACUUGCGAUUUCACCUCCGCGGGCGCGACGCAAUGGCUGUCGCAACCUAGCAGAUAAAUUGGUCCGUUGCCCCUCGUGGGAUUGAUUGCCUUUCAAUACUCUUCUCAUUGCUCUAUCUGCUGUUUGUGACAUCUCACUCUCAGAAAUUAAUAAUACUCAUAAACUAUGGCGUGGCCUAACAAGAACAACGACAUGCUCUACCGGCGGGUAGGCAACUCAGGCCUACACGUCUCUGCACUUGGAUUGGGAGGGUGGUUGACAUUCGGUGGACAUGUCGACAACGAAAUUACCUUCAACUGCAUGAAGCAAGCUUACGACUUGGGAAUCAACUUCUUUGACACAGCUGAGAGCUAUGCAGGCGGACAAUCAGAGAUCGUCAUGGGUCAAGCCAUUAAGAAGUUUGGCUGGAAGCGCAGCGAUCUUGUCAUCACCACCAAACUCAACUGGGGUCUCGCGAAUGGCGAAAUCCUCAUUAACAACCACGGUCUUUCCCGCAAACACAUCAUCGAAGGCACACGAGCAUCCCUCGAACGUCUACAACUCGAAUACGUUGACAUCAUCUACGCCCACCGUCCCGAUCGCCUCACACCCAUGGAAGAGACCGUGCGGGCCUUCAACCAUGUCAUUGAGAAAGGCUGGGCCUUUUACUGGGGUACAUCGGAGUGGUCUGCGGACGAGAUCAGCGAAGCGUGCGGCAUUGCCAGGGCUCUGGGACUGAUCGCGCCCAUUGUCGAACAGCCCCUGUACAACAUGUUGGAUCGGCAGAAGGUGGAAGGCCAGUACCAGCGACUGUACUCCCGGUACGGCAUCGGUUUGACCACUUUCUCGCCGUUGAAGAUGGGUCUCCUCAGUGGCAAGUACAAUGAUGCGACGACGCAGCCUCCCCCGGGCUCCCGGUUCGCUGAGAGCAACGACAAGUUUGCAAGCAGUGUGCGCCAGGACUGGGAGAAUGAGCAAUGGGCGGGUAAUAUCAAGAAGAUUGUCGGACUGAAGGCACUGGCGGACAAAAUGGAAGUUAAGCUAUCGCAGCUGGCUUUGGCAUGGUGCUUGAAGAACGAGAACGUCUCAUCUGUUAUCACGGGUGCCUCGAGACCGGAACAGGUUGUCGACAACGUGGAGAGUUUGAAGCUGUUGCCACGUCUGACACCGGAGAUUAUGGCGGAGAUUGAUGAAUAUUUGCAGAACAAGCCUGCUCAGGAUCCUGCUCGACAGGAUUAGACAGAACCUAGACAAAAGAUGAACCUAAUGAAUGCAUAUGCCAC
This is a messenger RNA of Aspergillus sclerotioniger CBS 115572, 1405 nucleotides long. Its product is annotated as putative voltage-gated K+ channel beta subunit (KCNAB). Lineage: Eukaryota; Fungi; Ascomycota; Eurotiomycetes; Eurotiales; Aspergillaceae. The transcript has 5 exons. The record is from RefSeq and is a predicted model, not a curated record. Bases 309 to 1361 code for a protein of 350 amino acids.